Molecule: messenger RNA, 4398 nt
Organism: Mycosarcoma maydis (corn smut)
Lineage: Eukaryota; Fungi; Basidiomycota; Ustilaginomycetes; Ustilaginales
Exons: 1
Coding region: 1-4398 (1465 amino acids)
Source: RefSeq, a predicted model, not a curated record
AUGACAACCAACGAUCAGCAACAAGAUGCUCAGUCAUCAAAGAGAGGCUCGGUUCUUCUCCCGCCGUCGCCGCGACCCAUCACCCGUCGCAUCAUCUCGGAUCGCGACCAUCCGCACAGCACCCAGUCCCUUCCAUCCACCGGCACCAUGCGACCCAAUCUAUGGAAUGCCGUACGUCAGCGUGUCCGUGUUACCUCUGCGCUCAAGAAACCAGGCGACUCUUCCCAACGUCGAUCUCGCGCUUUUGAGGAUGAGCGUAGAUUCGACGAUGAGGGCAUCACCUCGGAUACGCUUCGCUCCGAUAUUGACCAUCUCUUGGCACCAGGACAGUACGCAGAACAAUGGCAAUCGCUCGCUCACUUGUUUGACGCUGCUGAGGGAAACGGUUCUGGUCCAUCUCUCUCGAGACUGCGGCAAAGCAGGAGGACGAAACGCCUUUCCUUGGCUCACCAAAGUCGCAAUGUGUCGUCCUCACCCUCACUAGCGGAUGUGGAACCGUCUUCCGCUGAAAGAUCUGCUCUCUUUCGGCGACCAGCGUCAUACGUACAGCCCAGUGAUCCAGAAAAUCCCGACGACUCGCUUGCCAGUUUCGCAGGGUCUUCUUCGCUCAAAGGCAGCUCGAGCUUCAAGCUUCGGCCUCGCACAUCGUCUUCCAUCCGAGAGCCGCUCGUGCAAAAUCGAGCAAAGAGGGCAGCGUCUGCACUGCCCUCGAUGGUGGACUCACAAGCCCCUACUCACUCCAGCUUGCACGAUUUGUUUGCUCCUCGUGCGUCACUAAGCGAUGAGCCCACCAGUCUCUUGACAAACGAUCCUGAUCAAACGCCUCUCGGCGAGGAUCCAUUGCUCUAUUCAAUGCAACAUCGUCUUCUGGACAGCGACACUGACUCCGAGACCGAAACUGACAGCGACAUCGACAUCGACAUCGACAGCGGCAGCGGCAGCGAGGGCGAGGGCGAUCAGGUUCAAGCCAGAGCAUCCAGCAUCAAGCCCGUCCCUGAUCUUAGCUACAGUGGCAUCAAUGGGCAGUACACGGGCCACACGCUGGCGUCAGUGCAGUCGUCCGCUGGCUCGGCUGGCCGGAUCGGACCUUUUCGCGGCGUCAUCCGCUCAGUAAGAUCUGUACUGGGCGGCCAUAAUCUCACGCCACUUCAACGAAGCAUCUUCAAGUGCUCUCUCGCCUAUCUUUUCGCCUCUCUCUUCACCUAUUCUGCCACCUUGAGCCGCUGGCUAGCAAGCUUUCUGCCCAAUAAUGAUCCUGAUGGCGAUGUGCCAUUUUCCAACUUACACAUGAUCGCCACUGUAGCUGUCUACUUCCACCCUGCCAAAACGCUGGGUGCUAUGAUCGAGGCCGAUCUCUUCGCUCUCGGCGCUUUCGUUUAUGCAAUCACUCUCGGAUUCUGUUCCAUGGCCGUCGCUGUCUUUCUGCACGAGACCGAUCGCAUCGUCAUCUCGGACAUUGUCAGCGUCCUCUUCUUCCUUGGCAUUGGCAUCGCGCUCGUCGGCUACGCCAAAAUCAAAGUCGCCAAACCGCAGUUCAAUACAGCCUGCUCGCUCAUCUCGAUCAUCGUUUUCACCGUCGUAGUCAAAGAGGGUUCACUCCAUCUCGGCCACUUUUCAACGGAAAAAACGUUCCAAGUGACACUGGUCGUGCUGAUGGGCUCCUUGAUCAGUAAUGUCGUCUGCUUCUGCGUGUGGCCGCAAAGCGCCACUUCGAAUCUGCAAGGCGACAUAGUGCGUAAUCUGCGCGGUUUCUCCACCCUUUUGCGUGUCCUCACAAAGACAUUCCUGCUCGAGGACCCUUCCAACUUCCACUUUAAGAGCGAUCGCAUCAAGCGCGCCAUCGACGACCACCACGACAGUUUUACCUCUCUCAAAAAGAACCUGGAAGAGGCCAAGCUCGAGUCGUUGUUCGACUUGAGAAUGCGUGGCAUGAGCGCAAAGUAUGUCGUAGCUACCGACUCACUCAAUCGACUCGCACAGCACCUCGCAGGUCUUCGAAGCAGCUGCGGUCUACAGCAUCAGAUCAUGGCUGCGCGCAGAGAAGCGGUGCGAGCAACUAGAGAGGCGGCGCCAGAUUCAUCUCGUGCUGAACAUCAGGAAUCUACAUCACAAGACAGUACAACAGCACGUCCCACCAAAUCUCGCCCAGCUUCAACGAGACUGGCCCAUAUGUUCGAAUCAGAACCCGCUCUCGAGCCCUCCAGCCAAAACGGCAAGGCAAAUGCAUUUGAGGAUUUCAUCGCUAGUGUCGGGCCGCAUAUGCGCAGCCUUGUGUUUUCUUGCUGUCGUACGCUUCGAGGCUUGCGAUCAACCUUUGUGGCACGCGAUUCCACCGUGGUCUCUGAGCUCAAGCCACCUUGUACGGAUCAGAACGGAGGCAGCACAGGUACCUGGUAUAAUUCUGGUGCUACGUCAACUGGCGCUUACGUGCCAGGCUCCAGCUUUGAUGGCCUCCACAAUGAUAUCUCCAAGGCAUUGCGCAGAUUUCAACACGAGCAGACGGUUGCCAUCAAGCGCAUCUAUACCAUGGAGCCCAAGAAGAUGGCCCAGAAGCUCGAUGGCGAUGAGAUUGUCCAAAGCACUGAAGACGGCGAAGGAGCGGUCAGCAGCCUGAUGCAAGACAAGCAAGGAGACGAAGACGUCUUUCUGAUCUUUUUCUUCGUCUUCAAUCUGGAAGAAUUUGCCAAGGAGCUCGAAGUGCUGGUGGAAGCGCUCGAAGAGAUUCGCCAAGCAGAAGAGCGCAUUGCGCUGGCGAGGCAGACGUCUACAUGGAUGCGUGUUCGUCUGUUUGGUGGAACGCUUGGCACCAUGGUAUCCGAAUAUGCUUCUAUGCUCGGCUGGAGAUGGGGUACGGGCAGCAGAAGCGCCAAGAGAGACCGCGGAUACAGCAAAGCGUCGAAAGCCUCGAGGGCAGCCAAAAGGAUGACGACACCGCUCGACUUCCCCUCGAAUCGACGACAUGCCGUUGACACGCAUCAAACGCCCAAGGCAAUGACUUGGAAAGACAAGCUGCAGCGACUAGUCUGGCAGGUAGGAGAAUUUUUCCGUCAGCCGGAUACCAAGUUUGCGAUCAAGGCGGGUCUCGGAAGCGCUCUGUUGGCGAGUCCUGCUUUCUUUCCUUCGACGCGACCGAUGUUUACGAAGUUCCAAGGCCAGUGGGCGUUGGUCAGCUUCAUGGUGGUGCUUUCGCCGACAGUGGGGCAAUCGAACCACAUGAGCCUUCAUCGUAUCAUGGGGACCAUCAUGGGAGCUUGUGCUGCGGUCAGCAUUUACAAGUUGUUUCCAGACAACCACAUUGCGUUGCCCAUCUUCGGAAUGCUCUUCUCGAUUCCAUGCUUCCGCUACAUUGUGGGAAAGCCGCAGCUGGCGUCGAGUGGGCGCUUUGUGCUGCUCACGUACAACCUGACGGCGCUGUACAGCUACAAUCUUCGCAAGACGGGCAUCGAGGUAGAGCAGAUCGCUUACCAACGCACCGUGUCGGUGAUUGUGGGUGUGCUUUGGGCAACAAUUCUCAAUCAGCUCGUGUGGCCGUUUGAGGCACGACGGCAGCUGGCGCUGGGCGUGUCCGACGUGCUGUUCAAGCUGGCAUGGCUCUACCAGCGACUAGUUCUGUCGUAUUCGCGUGACCCAUCGCAGGUAGGAUCGCAGCGACUCGACGCCGGCGAGGCUUACGACGACGAGGAUGGCGACGAGCAGGACAAUGAUAGCGACGAUCAAGACGACGAAGAAGCGGCUCUGCUGAGCACGUUUGCGUCGGGGCACGGCGACGAGUUUCAGGCGAUUGAGCUGCACCUGCAGGUGUCGCUGAUCAAGUUGGAAGGGCUUCUGGCGCAGACGAAAAAUGAGCCGCGGCUGAAAGGGCCGUUCCCCGUCGCCACGUAUCGCUCGAUGCUGUCUUGCUGUCAAAACAUCUUGGACAAGCUGCACAGCAUGCGAUGCGUGACUGCACGUCAGGACUGGUACCGGCAUGUACGACGCGACUUUGUGAUCCCGGUGAAUGCGGAGCGACGCGAGAUGGUGGGAAAUGUUCUUCUCUACUUUUACACGCUCGGCUCGGCGUUUCAUCUGAAAAGCCCGGUGCCUCCGUACUUUCCACCGGCUGGCCAAUGCCGAGCUCGACUGCUGGAUCGGAUCCGGGAGCUGCCGGUGGUGAAGCGAAGGGCAGUGCGUGGAUCGAGUGCGUACCUGCUAUUCUACUCGUAUGCGUUGGCGAUGAAGGACGUGAUCGAUCAGCUGGAUUCGCUGGGCAGGUUGACACAGCAGAAUUUUGGUGUGUGGGGCGGCAGCGUCGACGAUUUCGAGCGACACUUUAUGGUGAGCGCAAACUCGGCUGCGCCGAGUCCGCUUGCUAGCAGAAAGCCAUCCACGACGAAGCUGCAGUCAUCUCGCUGCAGGUAG